AUGGCUGAUCUAUCUACCGGCCAUGUCGUCACUCUGACGGACGGUCGGCAGGCUACCGUUCGAUUCGUUGGGACGACGCAUUUUGCAGCUGGUGACUGGGUCGGAAUCGAACUAAACGAGCCCACGGGAAAGAAUGAUGGCGCUGUUCAGGGGGAACGGUACUUCGACUGUGAGCCAGGGUAUGGUAUGUUUGUCCGGCUGUCUGCUAUUGCGGCCGUUGUUCGACAGCCCGUGCGCGAGGCCAAACCUACGGCAAAGGGGAAUACCAAUGUUCCACCACCUAGCAGAGGUCGGGCCCAGAGCGGCGUUGCUGCAGGUAGUACGGGUAUCAAGAAACCGGGGUCUGUGCCAGCUACGAAUUCAAAAAGACACAGCACCAGCCCUGCCAGUCCAACUCCCGCGUCCAAAGUUACGGCCCAAAGAUUGUCAUUGAAAUCCCCUGCAAGGUCUCCGACGAAGCAGAUGUCGGCUGCAUCCACGCCGCUUUCAUCUCAUCGCCCGUCCCUCAGUGGUGCCUCUCGGCCAACUGUUGCAACCCCCAAGUUGCGACCAUCUGUCGGUGCUAAGUCUUCCAUGGGUCCUCCGCCUCCUCUCUCAGCAGCAACCCGGACCUCGCGACCCUCAAUAUCCGGGUCUACAAAUAAGACAAUCAGACAAAGUGCGCAAGACGCCCCAUCGGCCUCGAUAGGAUUGGCAAAGCGCACAGUCUUACGGCCGACGGCUCCCAACAAGACGUUAGAAGAACCAGAAAGCGGACAAAGCUCGAACUCUGAGGCUUUCGAGACGGAUUCUCAGGAGCCCGGAAAUGUUCCGGAGAAUGAGGAAUCGACUCCCAAAGCGUCCCAGCCGACUUCAAGCUCUCUGCGAGCAGGUGUUGGUCGUCAAGGGCCAUCCUCACCCUCAUCACAGCGUCAAAUUCAAAACAGCGCGGUAAACAGGGAGAUUGAAGAGCUGAAGACGAGACUGCGGGUGAUGGAGAAGAAACGAACAGAGGAUCGAGAGAAGCUCAAGACUCUGGAAAAACUGCAGUCUGAAAGGGAUAAAUUCGAGGCCAUCAUCCAGAAACUGCAGGCUAAAUAUCAACCCCAGCAGGCGGAAAUCAGCGAUCUGAGGAGAAAGUUAAAGGAUUCGGAAGCGAAGCUUGAGGAGGUUGAGCGGCUUCAAGCAGAACAUGAAUCCAUCAUGGAAAUGGCAACUCUUGACCGUGAAAUGGCAGAGGAAACGUCGGAUGCUUUCAAACAUGAUUGCGAGGUGUUGAGAAUGAAAGUCGAAGAGCUCCAACUGGAAGUUGAAGUUUUGCGUGAGGAGAACGAGGAGCUUGGCCAGGUCAUGAGUCCCGAGGAGAAAUCUAGCCAGGGAUGGUUGCAAAUGGAGAAAACGAAUGAACGACUCCGCGAAGCGCUUUUGCGCCUUCGUGACAUGACUCAGCAGCAGGAACAGGAGCUGAGAGAACAAGUCAAAGAGCUAGAGCAGGACCUGGAGGAUUACGCAAGCAUUAAGUCGCAGUACGAGUCUACAAAAGAAAAGCUGCUUGUGUCGGAAAACAACGUCGAAGACCUUAAGCAGCAAUUAGAGACCGCACUUGGUGCGGAGGAAAUGAUCGAAGAGCUUGCAGACAAGAAUAUGCGCUACCAAGAGGAGAUUAACGAACUUAGUGCGGCCAUAGAGGACUUAGAGGCUUUGAAGGAAAUCAAUGACGAGCUCGAGUAUAACCAUAUCGAGACAGAAAAACAACUGCAAGAGGAAAUCGAUUACAGAGAAGGCUUGUUCAAUGAACAGUGUCGGAAGAUUACCCAACAAGACGAGGUCAUCGAUGACUUGGAAUACACCUUGGUCCGUUUCCGAGAGCUGGUGUCUACCUUACAGGGGGACUUGGAGGAUAUGCGGGCAUCGCAACAGAUAUCUGAGGCCGAGGCCAACGAUUUCACCGCACGUUCCCGGGCCAUGAUGGAUCUAAAUUUGAAACUUCAGGCGUCGGUCACGAAGACACAGACUAAAACUAUCGACAUCGAACUCGGCCAUAUGGAGGCGGAGGAAGCCACCCAGCAUCUGUCUAUCUUGAAGCUGUAUCUUCCCGAAUACUUUGAAGGAGAGCGAAAUUCGAUUCUCGCCCUUUUACGUUUCAAACGUGUCGGUUUCAAGUCUUCAUUGAUGAUCAAUGCCAUUCGCGAAAAGAUCUCUGAGCAAGCAUCCAUAACCACCGCGUUGGAAGAUUCCUUCUCUGCAUACGAUGUUCUGGAGAAACUUUCGUGGAUAGCUUCUCUAUGUGAACGCUUCGUGAACUACAUUACUAGCUGCUCUGCAGACGUCUUUGGAAGUAUCCAGCCCACGCUUUUUGAAAUGGAGCCCGUGGAACGCACCCUGAAUUUUUGGAUUGAAUAUUUGAAAAAGGACGAGCUGAAAAUGAAGAAAUGUGGCAUAGAGUUGCAAAGAUCCAUCGCCCUAAUGUCUCACCUCGCUGAAAAUUACCUGCUCAGUUCGUUGGAGGUCUUUGCUGAUGAGCUUUGCAUGCGCUCAACGUUGACGCAGUCGUAUAUCGACCACACAGCCGCGUCCAUAUCACGACUGAGGACACUGCUAUUAUCCAAAAUCUCGACCCCAGACGGCGGUGAUGAGGAAAUCGGCUUUCUCUCAAAUAAAAUGGAGGGAUUCGUUACCCAUGCUCGUGGGCUGAAAGUUGCCAUGGGUAAGUUGUUUCCGGGCCAUUCAAAAAAAACCGAAGAAGCCGCAAAGGAGCUUUCCGAAUUAGCUCGACAUCUUGGAGAGAAUAUUGUACUACUGUUGGGCGAUGACAGCCGCACGGAGCCGUUUACUUUGGAAGAGGCGUCAAGAAGUAUGUCUCAGAUCUCGACUCUCUAUGCUCAACCAUCAGAAUCAGGCAGCGAAAGCAAUGAUACCAUGUCUUUUAUUUUCAACAGACUACGCAGCCUUGGGGGAUGUAUAGAAGAACUUGAAUCCAUCUCAUCCGAUCUCACUAUCACGACAGAAUUUGAGAAGCAUUCUUCCCCUUGGAUUGCUAGGGCUGCGGAGCUGAAGUCGAAUAAGACCACUUCCCCCGAUGCGGACGAUGAAAUUCGCCGCCUGAAGAAUGAGAUUAACGAAGCGUCGACAGCUCUCGGCGUGAAGGACAAAACCAUCGAAGAGCAAAUCAUCAAAGUAGAGACCGUUGAAGCCCGAAUGCGCGAUGCAACGAAGAAGGCCUCCAUGGUGAAAGAACUCGAGGCUAAGAUUGAGGAGAUGCGGACGAAGGAGUUGGAGCUCGAGGGACUCGUGAAACAACAACGUAGGGAGCUCCAAGACAUGGAGACAGAAUGUGACGACAUCAAAGCACGGCUAGACAAGGUCAAAAGGGCUUCCGGAGCAGCCGGUAUCGCUACGACCGACGGUGUGGUCGUCGAUGCCGGCGUUUCGCUGGCCACCAUGCGGGAGAAUGAGGCCCUAAGGGCAGAGGUAGAGAGCCUUCAAGCGGCUGUACGCUAUCUACGCGAAGAGAAUCGACGUGCCAAUAUCCUCGACCCGUACUCUGUUCAGCGUUCUGCAGAGAUGUAUUCAUGGCUUGAUGUGCCUCUCACCCAGACAGUGGGUUCUCCGCGAGAGAAGAUACAGCAAACGGCGGCUGAAAGCAGGGAUGUCUUCACUCAUCUCCUCAAACUAACCAAGGAGUCCAACGUUUGUGAUCUGAAGUUCACCAUGUCCCAAGAUAGUACCAACCGUACUGGCUGGCGUCCAUCGAAGACCAAGCUUCGAUAUCAGGUACUUCAACAGCAGGAGAAUUUCGAACGCUGGGUCGAAUGGAGAGACGACGUCGUCACCGAGGAACGCGAACGGGACAGACAGACCGCUGCAAGAAAAGAGCGACUUGCCCACGGACGGGCUCACGGACAUGCUCCGCGGAACUCCGUGUUCGGCGGCUUUCCUCAAGGGAUGGGCCAUGGGAUGAUGGGACGCGCAUGGCAGAUCCUAGGUAUGCAGCAGGACCGCAAGACCGCCAACAGGCCGGUGGAACCUACAAUAGCGCCUUCAUUCUAG
Molecule: messenger RNA, 4029 nt
Organism: Aspergillus tanneri
Lineage: Eukaryota; Fungi; Ascomycota; Eurotiomycetes; Eurotiales; Aspergillaceae
Product: putative dynactin
Exons: 3
Coding region: 1-4029 (1342 amino acids)
Biological process (GO): cytoplasmic microtubule organization
Cellular component (GO): microtubule plus-end; cytoplasm; nucleus
Molecular function (GO): microtubule plus-end binding
Source: RefSeq, a predicted model, not a curated record